AUGGUAUACUAUUUCACCUCCAAUGUGGUUAGUCCCGCCGCAUUCAUCUAUGUGGGCAAAGACAAAUUCGAGAACGAGUCCCUGAUCGAAUUUGGAUUGGACCAAGAUGUGUGUAGUUCAUCAUUGACGUUCUGCCUCUUAGGGUCGGUCUUCCCCUCGAGCAUCCUCGUCGACCUUCCGAUUUCGCCAAAUGGUUCUAACGCCACGCAUAGUUCCACGUCGACAAUUUGUCAAGUGCCCACGUAUAUCUCCGAAUGCGCGAUGGGGAAAAAAUGGGAUAGUAUUCCCCAAGAGCUCCUCGACGACUGCGCACAGUUGACCAAAGCAAACUCAAUUGAAGGCAACAAAAAAGACAAUGUGACGAUUAUUUACACCCCAUGGUCGAAUCUUAUGAAGGACGGCUCCAUGGCCACUGGACAGGUCUCGUUUCAUAACCCCAAGAUGGUUCGCAAGAUCCUAGUGCGGGAGCGUGAGAAUGCCGUUGUCAACCGGCUCAACAAGACCCGUGUCGAGAAAUUCCCCGAUCUCCGAGCGGAGAAAGAAGAAGACGGCAAGAAGCGACGCCGCGACGAGCGCAAACAGCGCGAGCAGCAACGACACAAGGAUAACCAGGAGAAGCGAGAGCGAGAACAAUUGAAGUGGCAAAAGGAACACGCCUACGACGACAUGUUCAGUGCUGAAAACAUGGAAGCCAACAGCAACCAAGAUCGCGCUGCAGAUUGGGAAGACGACUUUAUGUGA
Molecule: messenger RNA, 741 nt
Organism: Penicillium chermesinum
Lineage: Eukaryota; Fungi; Ascomycota; Eurotiomycetes; Eurotiales; Aspergillaceae
Exons: 4
Coding region: 1-741 (246 amino acids)
Source: RefSeq, a predicted model, not a curated record